Molecule: messenger RNA, 1523 nt
Organism: Austrofundulus limnaeus
Lineage: Eukaryota; Metazoa; Chordata; Actinopteri; Cyprinodontiformes; Rivulidae
Gene: yif1a
Product: Yip1 interacting factor homolog A (S. cerevisiae)
Exons: 9
Coding region: 78-1004 (308 amino acids)
Biological process (GO): endoplasmic reticulum to Golgi vesicle-mediated transport
Cellular component (GO): endoplasmic reticulum membrane; COPII-coated ER to Golgi transport vesicle; Golgi membrane
Source: RefSeq, a predicted model, not a curated record
ACCGCCGUGAGUGGGAGGGGCCAACCCGAGCAGAGUUAGCCACGUAGCUAGCUGCUAGCGUUAGCCGUGUAGCUACAAUGGACGUGCCACAUCAUGGGUACCGAGCAACUAAACAAAGAGCUCGCGCAGCUCCCCCCACAGGUGACUCGGUCUUGUUCGAAGACACCAGCUCACCAGCAUCUGGAGUGAACAACCAGGGCUUUUACACUCCAGGUUACAACGUGGGCGGACCCUCAAACGACAUGCAGGGAGGCGUGGGUGUAAACAACCUGUUCACUGACCCAAUGGCCAACGCUGCCAUGAUGUACGGCUCUUCUUUAGCCAACCAAGGGAAAGAUAUGGUAAACAAAGAGAUUAGCAGAUUCAUGUCUGUGAACAAGCUGAAAUACUUCUUCGCAGUCGACACCAGAUACGUACUGAAGAAACUCAUGAUCCUCAUGUUCCCAUAUACACAUCAGGACUGGGAGGUCCGUUACCAUCGAGACUCUCCACUGACUCCAAGACAGGAUGUGAAUGCACCUGAUCUUUACAUACCAACCAUGGCUUUCAUUACCUACAUUUUACUUGCUGGAAUGGCUCUUGGUAUUCAGAAAAGAUUCAGCCCAGAGGUCCUUGGAAUAUGUGCCAGCACUGCCCUCGUGUGGAUCAUCAUCGAAGUCCUGGUCCUGUUGCUGAGUUUGUAUCUUCUGACGGUACACAGCGACCUCUCAACGUUUGAUCUCAUCGCCUACAGUGGAUACAAAUAUGUUGGAAUGAUCUUCACAGUGUUGUGUGGCUUACUGUUUGGCAGCGAUGGUUAUUUUGUGGCCCUCGCUUGGUCCUCCUGUGCUCUUAUGUUCUUCAUUGUUCGAUCUCUGAAAAUGAAGAUCCUCCCCUCCCUCUCCUCAGACUCCAUGGGAAUGGGAUCAAGUGCCAAACCCCAGCUCCGCCUUUAUAUCACUGUGGCAACUGCAGUCUUUCAGCCAAUCAUUAUUUACUGGUUAACCUCUCACUUGGUCAGGUGACUGUGAGGCAUUCAAAGUCCAAAAAAAUACUGGACCCAAAAAUGUGGUGUGGAGUGUUUAUACAGUCGCCUCCUCUGUCAGUAAACUCAGAACAUUUGUAGGAAGUUUUGAGCUGAAGCCCAUCUUUUUCAGGAUGAAACAGUUUUAUUAAUAUAACCAGAAUGUGUGAAACUAAUUGUCCCUUGGUUUAUUGUGACUAUAAAUAAAACUGAUAAACGCUUUAUUGCUUUCCACAUAAAGGGCUUUUAUUGACACAUUUGUUUAUUCUGUUCAAAUUUCUUUUUUAAUUAUUGGGUGUGUUUUCAAGUAUUCAAAUCUUAAAGUACACCCAAAGUGGACAGAAAUCUACGUUACAUUAAACUCAAGAUUCUGUUUUUGCUAAACGAAAAUGCUGCUGUCAUCUCUCUGUCUGUUUUUGGUUCUUAAUUUUAUUUAUCUACAGCACAUUUGACAAAGCAUGACAAUGUUGGAACUUUUGUAUGAAAAAUAAUAAAUAUUUUGCUUUGUGUAUACACUUUU